Trypanosoma cruzi is the source of this 915-nucleotide messenger RNA. RefSeq lists its product as uncharacterized. The record is from RefSeq and is a predicted model, not a curated record. The coding region runs from base 1 to 915 and encodes 304 amino acids. The transcript has a single exon. NCBI's taxonomy places the organism in Eukaryota, Euglenozoa, Kinetoplastea, Trypanosomatida, Trypanosomatidae.
AUGCUCAGUGAAAGAUUUGUGGAUGACAUGCUGAGGGACGGCCAUGCAUGGAGACGAGCAUUGAAACAGUGUGACACGCAGGAGUGCCUUGCGCCGUCAUCAAGGGCGGCAAAAUCAAACAUGGGACCCGUUUUUCGCCGCGGCUGCACAGACAACGUAUGCAGCCUACGGUUUGUAAGCACCCUGCGGGCUCCCACGGAUACUCUCAAUAUUCAGGAGAAGGAGCGAACGCUGCGGCAAAGAAUGCGGGGGAGGUGGAACCCCAGCACAAAGCCAAUCAACAGUCAACGCGACAUACUUUUAGAACUUCUUCAACGCCAACUGGAGCUUCACGGAUUUGCCACAGCGUAUAAGGAAUCCCGUGACACAUUACUGAAAGAGCAGAGAGGGGUGGAGUCGUUUUAUCGUCAGCAGCGGGAGAAGAGAAAAAUAUUAGAGAGAGCAGCCCGACACGUAGCGCAACAACAAGAGGUUUUUAUGGAAGAAUCCCAGAUGCGACAGAAGCUGCUCGAAGUUGAGAGACGGAAACGAGCAUCUAUUGCGGCGUCCAUGUUUCAUGGAGCAUUUAUUAUUGCUACCAAUGUUGAAUUUGCUGAGAGAAAAGCCAUUUUUGAAGAGUUCAAUGAACAGUACGCCAUCAUUGUCAACGAGGCACAUCAUGCACUGCAAUCCAUUACAGGACUCCCAUACUCCCUUUAUAAGUCUCUUGUGUCACUUCAAAGAAGGGAGGGGAAGGCCCGGGGGCAAAUUGUACUUUCCCAUAUCAAACACUGUGAUUCCCUUAAAAUGUACAUGAAUAUCGCAAUUGACAAUUGCCUUAAAGCGGAAAUUGCACAAGUUAUUGCGAGGGAAAAGCCUUUUUUAGAAGUCCUACAAAUGAAAAACAAGAAGCAGAAACACAAAUUUAUUCAGUAA